This is a messenger RNA of Anopheles gambiae (African malaria mosquito), 2744 nucleotides long. RefSeq names its product caspase-1. The transcript has 6 exons. Gene Ontology annotation, biological process: proteolysis. The record is from RefSeq and is a predicted model, not a curated record. Bases 1 to 1044 code for a protein of 347 amino acids. Gene Ontology annotation, molecular function: cysteine-type endopeptidase activity. Lineage: Eukaryota; Metazoa; Arthropoda; Insecta; Diptera; Culicidae.
AUGGGAUGCGCCGGAUCAAAACACCAGGAGCCAAAGAAGGAGAAAAAGAAAUCCACUACCGAAAUAGUUACGGACGCGCGAGUUACAAGCACAUCAGCGUUGCUAGUGACUAAGGAAACCAAAGUCACACAUGAAGUGUACCGAACAACAACCAGCAGUUCGAACAAUGCAAGAACCUCACAAACUAUCACUACUGCUGGUAACACCACCACAACAACCAAUUUACCGACGCGCACAUACACACAGGUGUAUGAGCGGCCUACGCUUACUAGGUCUGUCGAUGCAUCUCGGCCGUUCAGCUACCUUCAGCCAGCUGCAAAUUUCCAAGCAAAUGCUAUAUCGCCAGCUUCUAGGAAUACCACUCAACCAGUAAAAUCCCGUACGUAUGAUCUGUCAAAAAAUGCUUAUGUGUUGGUGUUCCAUCAUGACCAGUUCAAAACCCCUGAAAUGAACAGAGAGGGCAGUGCAAAUGACCUGAAGCAAAUAAAAGAGUUUUGCCAGCACUAUCGAUGCGAUAGGCUCGACAUCAACGAAAAUAAAACCAAAGCUGAGGUUAAGCGUAAAAUGGGAGAAAUUUCCAGGAAAGAUUUCACCAAAAACAGCUGCCUGAUAGUCUUUAUCAUGAGCCACGGAAGUGCAAACGAUACAAUUAUGGCAAAGGAUGGACAGUUCUACUCGUUUCAAGAUGAUGUAGUGGAGUACUGCACCAGUAACCGCACUUUAAACGAUAAACCCAAACUAUUUGUUCUGCAAGCUUGUCGAGGGGAUGCGACCAUGGUGGCCGAUGCGACACCCUCGAUGAGCUACAAAGGCGAUAUAAUUAUCUUUCAAAGCUCAUACCAAGGAGCUGUAUCGUUUCGAGACACGCAAAGCGGUAGCUUUUUUAUGCAAGCCUUCCUACGAUUGGCGCACGAGCACAACAGUGAGAGUAUUGUCAAGAUUAAUCCCCUGCUCAAUCAGGAGUUUACUAAUAAGAAAAUCCGGCAAACACCAACACUCAUGACAACCUUGCGGAAGGAUCUUAUAUUACGUCAUUUGCUUUAGUGAAAUACACUUCACGUUAUGUGAGUCUUUGUGACGUAUUGUGGUGGCAAAGUCAUUUAAGCCGCGACAUCACACUGUUACAGCGAUCCGAUAAAGUGUAACGCGUAUUUUAUGGCAGACAAUGUGAAACCUUGCUUGCAAGUUCAUUCAACCAUACCGGACAACAAAGCGGUACAACCUUCUCCUUAGGUUUGCUAUCAAUCGCAAUGAUAACUUUAUCUAGGGUCAAUGAGAUUAGAAACAAGUCUCCAGUUCACCACUGCUAUUAUUACAGAUUACUUCAUAUUUUUAUUGUAUCUAUGCGUCAUUGCAUUUUUACAAACGUAAUACAUUUUAAUCUUACAGGGUUAGGAAUCAUAUGAAUAGUUCUAUAAGUUAGAGGAAUGAUUCAAAUGAAUAUUAGAAUCGUACACGCACCAUGGUUUGCAAUCAUAGAAUGGAUUAUGACAAUCGAAAAAGGGAUUUUUGCAAGUUGGCUGGAGAGCAUUGCAAGUAAAAUAUUUUAAUUAAUUUUAUAAAUUUAUCAUGUUUAAUUUUAACGGCACGGCAGGAUUUAUUUAGUUCAUACUGUAUCCAGAUGGAUGCCAGGCGAAAACUACUCAACAUUUUGUUUUUUUUUUAUAAAAUAGCAUUGGUUUAACGUGGACGAUUACCACAGUUGAAGCUAAGUAAGCGUACGCUUGUUAAAAUGUCCUAUUCGGUUGACAGAUUUCAUUAUAUGAUUGCAAACUUUUCUCUCAGAGAAUGCACUAUUUCAUUAUAAGCCACUUUCCCAAACACGUUCGAAGAGGACCGAUAAUAGCAGUUGCCUAGAUACAAUGGUUGUUUUAUUCUAUUUCAUUAGUAUCCUGCAUAGUCACGCGUACAAUAUGACAAAAUGUUUAAAAAAUCCAAGGAAACCACAAUUUCAUGUCAUUUUGACAACCACUACGAUCGUUCUCGAAUUCGAUCGCGUUUGGGAAAGUGGCUGAAUAUGAUUCAAAGCCCUGUACAUGCUUUGACCAGAUUGCAACAACAACAACACAGGAGGAGAUUAAUUUCCUAAUGGAAUACAAUAAACACUUGUUUAGAGUGUUUUAUAUGCAAGGGUAACGCUUUGUAUAUCAUGAUACUCAUUUUUAUUUGAAUUUUUUUUAAUUUAAAACUAUCAACAUCAAUAUAACCGCGAAAAUGUUUUAAAGCUUUUUUAUUAUGUUCAUUGCGUUCAUUGUAUUGUAUUUUACAUGGAAUAGUGAAAAGUUAUUGAUCCUAUUUGUUGGAGUUCUAUUAUCCAGCAGCAAUUCUAAAAUAUAUCCUAAUCCCCUAAUUAAGUCUUGUGCAGAAAAUCCUACACUUUACGGAGCGUCAUUUCUUAGGCUCUUAUCGCUAUGAGUUAUGACUGAACUGCGAAGGAGUAACACCGCUCCGUUCGGGGAAUAUAAACGGAGGUAAAGAUUCCGGUGUACCUUGCAGUACCAUUAUCCGGCUCAUGAAUGGCUUCGGCGAAGAUUAAUUAUCGACGAAUCAAUUAACAAUUAGCAAUGUAUUAUUCACGAAAUUGGGUUAAUUAGAGUUUACACUCGCGUAGUGACCCACUUUCCAAAGCACAUCGGGCGAAUGCUAAUGGCUGCACUAAGAUGCUGCGUGCUAUUGAUAUUCCUAAUGAUUCAUUGUGCUAUGUUAAGUUUUGUAGAAACUAAAAUAAAUGGCGUUUAAACACA